UACUAGUCAAGCCACUUGUUGAUUUAAGUUUUGUAAACAAUAACAAAAGAUUCAUGUCUUGGCCGCAAAAAAUACUAAUAACCUACGACAACUUUACAGCCGAUUUGCCAGAUUUAAACAAUGACAAUAAAACAGAUAAAUGUUCCGCUUCGUGUAACUGCAAAUGCAAGUGCUGCCAUGGCUUCUAUGAGAAGUACGUGGCAUUCGAUGGAGAAACCGUAUUUGGUUCGAAAUUCUCAAAUGUGCUUGCCGGUGCCGAAGAUGUCCACAAAAUGAUUCGUUUUCGUAGCUCUGAUAUGCUACUGUUACUAAGGACAGCGCAAGCACGAGAUAAUUUUUGGAACAAUCAGUAUUACAAGGUUAACUUGCACGAGGAUUAUCAAGUUAUUUUAGAUGUUUUUGAAGCUAAAAAUCAGAAAAUUCAGGUGGAAAAGCUAGCGGCGAUUAUGGAUACAAUGAGCACAGGCUAUCGACGAGCAGUAAGCCAAUUGAAAGGUCAAGAGGCACAUGGAGCUUUAAGACCAAAAAAGGCAGCCAUGCGUCUAGCUGGAUUGCGUUGUGACUGCUAUAGUUGCGAGAAUCUUCCCUGGAAAAAGAUACAUAAUGUGGAGGAUCAUCAGAAAAUUCAUAACUAUUCGGACAACUUUCAUUGCGAGAUUUGCUAUAGGCGAUUUUAUCUGCAGCACUCACUCACCUCUUAUACCAGCAGGAAAAUAGGAGGGAAUACAUUCACCUCAGAACAACUCAAAGAAAAUACUCGAUACAAAAAGUUACUGGAGAAUCAAAAGUCAAAGGAGAAAAAGGAUUUGCAGUUACCACCGGCCAAAGUGGAGGGUAUAGUCGUGCACGUGCCCAAAUACUUGAAGUUGUCCUUCAAAGAGGAAACUAAACCACCUGUCCAGAAACGCAAGACUUCUAAACUCACCAAUUGUCCACUUUGUCAUCAGACAUAUAAAUACUCAUUUAGCCAUCAGUUACAUAUGCUUAAGCAUAGAAAUCCAAAAGAUAAAUCAGAUCCUAAACUCUUUUUCCCCUGUUCCUAUUGCGAUCGUUCUUUUCUCACCCGUAAAUUCCUAAAGAAACAUCAAAAGUCAAUUAGAAUAGCCAGCUAUGUACAAAAUCGUCGUUUUAAGUGUCCCAAAUGUUCAUGGAUAUUCCACCUGUCUACCACGCUUCAAUCCCACAUAGCCAAAAAACAUAAACGUAAAAAAAAGUGUUUAAUCUGCAAGAAUCCCAGUUUGGAUCGAUGUUGUGAUGCACACUCCCUCAAGGAAUGCCGGGAUGCCAUCAAAAAGCAUCGGGAUAAGUUGCGCCUAAUGAGAGGGCCACCAAAAGGAGUAUAUAAGAAAAAACCAAAACCAUUUUGCGAAAUCUGUAAAAGGGAGUUUACGAAUAAGUUUUUCUUCAGGGACCACUUGAACAAGAAACAUUUAAAAAGAAAGAAUUUCACCUGUGAAAUUUGCGGAGCGAAUUUCUACAGUCGAGCCACAAUGCAAUUCCACAGAAAAUCAGUUCAUUUUUUAAUCUAUACAGUCAAGUGCGAGGUUUGUGAUCUUAGCAUUAAAUCAAAAGCAAACUACCUGAGGCACUGCAAGUCACAGAGCCACAAGGAUAUGCUGAUUAAAUUGGGAAAGGAUAAAGAAAAGUCCCAAGAAGACAAUAAGAACUCAACAGAAACCAGUCAAAUAACAUCACAAUCUUUGGAUAUGGAAACGAGUACGGAUAAUAGUACAUUGACCGAAUGUAAAUCAGCAAAAGAAAGUGAUGAUGGAAAACAGACUCAGGUGAAAAAAGCUUCUAGUAUCCACAGAAAAGUUCAUUUCUGUGAACCCUGUGGUAAUGCCAUCGUCGGGAAUAUGCAACGCCAUUACAGAUCGACUAAACAUAAGCAUAACUUGAUUAAGUACAACAACAGCAACGAAUCACAAACAAAUGUUUUAAAAAAAUAAGUAGGUUUUAUAAGAGAUUACAAAUUUUAUGGCAGUAUAUUAGGCUUAAAAAUACGUAUUGGUAUGUU
Drosophila eugracilis is the source of this 2017-nucleotide messenger RNA. Its product is annotated as zinc finger protein 728. Gene Ontology annotation, molecular function: zinc ion binding; chromatin insulator sequence binding. The coding region runs from base 54 to 1949 and encodes 631 amino acids. The record is from RefSeq and is a predicted model, not a curated record. Gene Ontology annotation, cellular component: chromosome. Gene Ontology annotation, biological process: regulation of transcription by RNA polymerase II. The transcript has a single exon. Lineage: Eukaryota; Metazoa; Arthropoda; Insecta; Diptera; Drosophilidae.